AUGGUUAAACAUUUACCGUUAACAUUAAAUCAUCGUUGGAAAACAAAAGAAUCAGCAACCGUUUUGCUUCAAACAAACAAGCAAUUCACUCAAUCGGACACUACACAGAAGAGGAACAUGACUGCUGUCAAGGAAGAGCCGGAAUUGAAGAAACAAAAAAUAACAGACGUCUCCGAGAGACCCGUCAUCGUGCCCCCCAGAGACGCUGAGCUGUCGUAUACUCCGUUGAAGACGGGUCUAUGUUAUGAUGUGAGGAUGAGGUAUCAUGCUAAAAUUUUCACCUCGUAUUUUGAAUAUAUCGACCCUCAUCCAGAGGAUCCUCGAAGAAUUUAUCGUAUUUAUAAGAUUUUGGCCGAGAAUGGACUCAUUAAAGAUCCAACCUUGAGCGGGAUUGAGGACAUUGGUGAUUUGAUGUUGAAAAUCCCAGUGAGGGAUGCUACUGAAGAGGAAAUAUUGGAAGUGCACUCUAAAGAACAUUAUGACUUUAUAGAAAAGACUUCCACAAUGAAUCGUGAAGAACUACUGAAAGCAACUGAAAAGGGUGAUUCUGUUUAUUUUAAUAAUGAUUCGUUCGCCAGCGCAAAACUACCUGUAGGUGGAUCUAUUGAGGCUUGUAAAGCUGUUGUUGAAGGUCGAGUGAAAAAUUCAUUGGCGGUGGUGAGGCCUCCGGGACAUCAUGCGGAACCUCAAGCAGCUGGUGGGUUUUGUCUAUUUAGUAAUGUGGCAAUUGCAGCGAAGAACAUUUUGAAAAAUUAUCCGGAAAGUGUGAGAAGAAUUAUGAUCUUAGAUUGGGAUAUCCAUCACGGGAAUGGUACUCAAAAGGCAUUUUAUGAUGAUGACCGUGUAUUGUACAUCUCAUUACAUAGAUUUGAAUUAGGAAAAUAUUACCCUGGGACCAUAAAUGGUCAAUACGACCAAACUGGGGAAGGAAAAGGUGAAGGUUUCAACUGUAAUAUAACGUGGCCUGUAGGUGGUGUUGGUGAUGCAGAAUAUAUAUGGGCUUUUGAACAAGUUGUUAUGCCCAUGGCUAGAGAGUUCCAACCAGACUUAGUCAUCAUAUCAUCUGGAUUUGAUGCUGCUGAUGGUGACAGUAUUGGCCAGUGUCAUGUGACACCUAGUUGUUAUGGUCAUAUGACUCAUAUGUUAAAAUCCCUGGCUAAGGGAAACUUAUGUGUCGUUUUGGAGGGUGGUUACAAUUUAGAUGCCAUUGCUAGAAGUGCUCUAAGUGUUGCAAAAAUACUGAUCGGUGAACCUCCUGAUGAAUUACCAGACCCACUAAGGGACCCUAAGCCAGAAGCCAUAGAGAUAAUCGAUAAAGUUAUUAGGUUACAAUCUAAAUAUUGGAAAUGUUUCAAGAGGAGGUAUGGUAAUGCCGGAUGCAACUUCAAGGAUGAAAUUAACGAAUCCCUUAUAUCUAAAAAUUUUCCUCUUCAACAGGCUAUUCGUGAGCAACAAUUGAAUACUCUUUCACAGGAUUUCAAAUUUGCCACACUACCAUUGUUGAAACCGGAACUGCCUAAGGAUACAGUAUUGUGUUCUCCAAAUGUCUAUCAAUCAAAAACAGUAAUAAUAUGUGCACAUGACACACCUGAAAUAUGGGCUAAACGUGAUGUGAUUCAAGGGACCAUCGAUCCAUCAUCAUCGAUUAUAGUAGAUUCAACAUUAGACUUUAUUAAAUGGGCAAAUGAGAAAAAAUACGGUGUCAUUGAUAUAAAUAUCCCUCAGAAUUUAUUUGAACAAGAGAAUUAUUCAGCAAUUGUCACUUCUCAAGAAGUAUUAACUUAUAUUUGGGAUAAUUAUUUGAAAUAUUUCCCAAAUGUUGAAAAGGUAGCCUUUAUAGGUAUUGGUGAUGCUUAUUCAGGGAUUGUUCAUCUAUUAGGCCACAGAGAUACGAGGUCAGUUGUAAAGUCAGUAAUUAACUUCAUUGCACAGAAACAAUUGAGAGCAUUGGUACCUCUUGUUGAUGAAUCAUUAAGUGAUUGGUACUUUAAGAACUCGCUAGUUUUUUCAGAUAAGAGUCACACUUAUUGGGGUGAUAAAGAGAAUAAGAAACCGAGGAAAAAAUAUGGUAGAUUAUUGAGAUGUGAGACUGACGGGAUAAAUAAUAUUGUUGAAGAGAGAUUUGAAGAAGCCACUGAUUUUAUCUUGGAUUCCUUCGAGGAAUGGAGUGAUAGUGAGUAA
This is a messenger RNA of Naumovozyma castellii, 2181 nucleotides long. RefSeq names its product histone deacetylase HDA1 (gene HDA1). The record is from RefSeq and is a predicted model, not a curated record. The transcript has a single exon. Bases 1 to 2181 code for a protein of 726 amino acids. NCBI's taxonomy places the organism in Eukaryota, Fungi, Ascomycota, Saccharomycetes, Saccharomycetales, Saccharomycetaceae.